Molecule: messenger RNA, 3990 nt
Organism: Lingula anatina
Lineage: Eukaryota; Metazoa; Brachiopoda; Lingulata; Lingulida; Lingulidae
Product: PHD finger protein 24
Molecular function (GO): calcium ion binding
Source: RefSeq, a predicted model, not a curated record
UUAGUAAGACGUUUAUAUUUAAGGGUGAGUAUUGUGGUUACCUGUCGUCAUUACUAAGCUGUCUGCGCCUCAUCACACCAACAACAGGAUGUUAUCUUCAGAUCAAUACAACGUUUUGAUCGCCAUCUCGUUUGCAACGCUAUAAAGAUAACCACAUCGUUUUAUCAAAGCCAGGUCUGGAACAAUGGGGAGCGGCGCGUCAAAGAAGACCAAAUCGUCGAAAUUUAAACAGAACGCGCUGCUGGUGUCGGGGCUGGCAGCCGCGUCUACGCGGUCCUUGCAUGAAGCUGUCACCGACAUCACUCAGGUGUCGCAAGGUUCAGAUUCUGACCACGAGCAAGCACACACGAAGGACGUCGGUGUGGUUGACACACCACUUUACAGUACCGCUUCCACUGACAUGGAUAUCAACAGACAAUUUUCAGAGGAGAGUCACAGAGUCUCCCUGACAUACACUGACACAUCGUCAGCGUGGGAACAACUCAGGCAAGGUACUUGCGCUGAUAUUGAUACGCUCCCUCAAACAAAAUUUACAGUGAAAAAAUCAUAUACGCCUUUAAAAAGGCAGCGGACGGUUGACGAGGAUGAUAAUGAGGCAUAUGAUAUACCGUACGACAAAUUCCUUGGCAGUAAACCGUUAGGGGACGUUAAAGAGGAACAGACAAUCACUUGCUCACUGUGCCGCAGCGAUAACAUUGACAAUGCAUUGUACAAAUGUCGCAUUUGUGCUAGACACUUUCACGAACGAUGUCUACAGAAAAUUGGUUUCUGUCAGGACGAAGAAUCACUGAGGCAACUUCAUAAAGCAAAAACCAAAGUGGGAUGGAGCUGUCACGAAUGUGACAAUUUAAACAAUAUACUAACAGAGGAAGAGCAAGUCGAAUUGAUAGAAAAUUUCGAAAAAUGCGAUGUGAAUAUGGAUGCCACCAUUUCGGUAGAGGAGUAUUUAGACUACAAACAGAAAGAGUACCUGGCGCUGUUCCACACUCCCAUGCCCAAAGAAGAAGAGGACCUUGAGAAGACGAAGUUUCGACACAUGGACACAGACGGCACUGGGACCAUCGACUGGUGGGAGUUUCUUAAUUAUGAGACCAUCAGACUGUUAGAGAGAACGAGGACCAAAAACGCCCUACUCCGCCUACUUACUCCCAGUGAGAUUGACACUGCCAGAGAAGCGUUUAGUCAAUUUGACUUAGAUGGCGACGGCUUGAUAACUGAAGUGGAGGCAAAGAAAGCAUUCUCCAGGUGGUACAAUCAUGUGACUCCGAACGCUAACGGGUUGCCGAACAAGGCAUUCCUCAUCAAGAACAGAACAAAACAUAUCAUGGAUGCAGACGCCGAUAAUAGCGGGAACGUUUCAUGGACGGAAUUUUUGAAACAGCGUGCUAUUGUGAUGCUAGCAGCGAGACCAAACAAGGCUGUGAAACACUUGGGCAACAGCGCCGUCAUGGACACAGAAGACGACAUGGACUGAUAAAUUUGAUAAAAAAAUAAAUCAUGUAAUAUCAGAAGCAGAUUUUACUGUCAUUUAUAUAUCAGUAUAUCAGUAUGCCAUAAUGCCAUAAUGCCAUAUCGAGGAUGAUGCACCACUGAAAUUUUCUAGACAUGAUUAAAAAACGUUUUGUAAAAUGUAAUAAAAAAAACCCUGAAAACAUCUUUAUUGCCAAACGCCCUGUGUAAAAUCAUCAAAAAGAAAAUGAGCAGGUUGGUUGACAGCAGGCAUCACAAAGAAUUAUAAUUUUUCAGAUAGGUCUUCAUGCAGGUUGGAUAAUGCACUUUCGAACUGAAAUAGUUUUUUAUUAAUAUUCCCAUAGUUACAAUUCAGGCGAAGGACUGUCGCGGAAUUAAGAUAUCAACCUUACACCUUCCCACAACCUUGUUUGCAGACUAUACCCAGUCUUAUCUCUCUACAUACUUGAACUGAUCUUGUGGAGGUUUUAAAUUAAUAUACUUUAAUUAUCUGGAAAGGUUCUGAAAUACGUAAGCAAAUCGAAAAUAGAGAAGCUACGUCAUGUUACUUCAUUCUGAAAGGCUUAUUUCCACUGGGAAUUAUCAUGGCCUGUUGUCGAUAUCGCAACUCGACUGGAAUCUGAGACAUGCCAAAUACUUCUCUUAAAUUAUCCCCAAAAAGGGCAAUCUUAUAAGCAUAGGACAAGGAUUUAGAUAAAGACGAACUGAGUUCAUCUUCACUGAAAUUACAUGCGUGGUGAUCGAAAACUGCGACAAGUGAUAUAGUUGAAUGAGUACCAAAUAAAGGGCCAUCAAAUCUGCAUUGCGUGUGUGCAGCUAUCCAAUUAAUUGCACACACUGUCAAUCAAUAAAUUCUUGGUAAUAGGAAUAUAGGCUGACCAAGGGAAAAAAAACAUGUAAACCUCUAGUCAAUGAUCAGGGCCUCGUUGGCUUGGGUCAUUAAUAAUGGGAAUUAACGGAAUUCACGUGGUUUUCAAUCAUUCUACUUUCGACAAUCGCCUUAGGGGCGGCGAUCGAUGAUUGGGUUAAAGGACCCAUGGACAGAGAGUUUAAAAUGAAUAAUUACCCUUUUGAUACAUUCUUAUUCUGGAUUUAUGGCUCUUCAUUACUUCAUAGAUUCUAGUCAUUUAUGAGACUGCCAACUGAUUGAAAGUGUUUUUUCCCCGUUGGAUAGUAAGAUUUGAUACCCGUGCGUUGGGUUUGUACUUUACUUCCUCUCUCACUGGGGAGAUGCAGUGAUUGAGCGACCGAGGUUAUCCUGUGCGCACCGGAGCCGAACGAGAAGCCAAAACAAGUCGCAUUGAUUUCCUCAGAAGGUCUUUUACCAGAGCAAUUUUUUUAAAGUUAUUUAUCAAACCAAGGAUGAAAGGAUAAAAUUUUCUGGCGCUAUGGUUGUAUCAUUUCGAUUACAACUAUCCGUGAUUACACAGCUUCAUCGCGCACGGGCUUGCUGUUGGAGUUUAAUAAUCCACAAAAAUGUUACUAUUUCUGAACUAAUCAGCUAUGGAUCUGUGUUAUGAUGGAACAACGAUGCCAGAUGAACAGAACUUUACCGCCAAUAUUUCAGGAAAUGGAACACUCAGUCAACACACACUUACGGAAAAAGAGAAGGGCGCCUUCAUAUACAUAAUAGUGGUGCUACUCUUUUACUCUUUUGGUGUAGUUCUAGGAAUCAUAAAUUACCUUAAAAAAGGAGAAACGUGAAAUUGAAGAGGAGAAGUUAUUUGAUGAUUAUCUCUUGAUAAAGAGCGACCCAGAGCGAGCCAUACGUUCCCAGCGAGUUCAUCGCGUAUCCAUGAAAUUACAGCGCUAUGACGACCGACAAAGUUCUAUUAAUUCUUUACCACGGGUCAGGACAGAGUUAACAUUUUCACCUUCGUUCCCAACUUUACAGACAAUACAAGAACAUGAGUCAGACGGUAUGUUGUAUCAUCUGGAAGAUGCCCCAAACACUUUGGAUUACUCUCAAGAAGACAUAUAUAUACCGAAAGAAUCCCAGUCGCCUAACCAUUUGACAAAUAACCUUAAUGCAACGUUAAUGCCUUUGACGUAAAUCUUACAUCAUAAUCUGCACUGGAUUACUGGACCCUUCAGAUAUCAGAUGAUAUAUAAUGCCACGGAGGUUUAAAAGAAAAUUAAUUUUGCGGCAUGCCAUCCCAAUGCAAUAAGAAAUACAAGAAGUAGCGACUUAUGGUCGAUGGUAGAUCUCAUCAGCUGAAUGAAAAUUUGACUGCUGCAUGAAGGUAUAUGGGUGGGUGAGAUAGGCUGCUCUAACCGAUAUUAUGUGCAUUGAAGGGCGUCUAAUUUUUUUCUGUCAGAAGACGGUAAAAAUGGAGGAUGGAUCAACAAGGAUAAUUUGGAAGACUGUCAGAAAAUAUAUCUGAAUCCACCCCCGUUUAUGAGAUUCUUUUAAAAUCCACAGAAAAACUUGAAACAAAAAUGCCAAAAUAUAAUAGAGAGAGAUGAAAUAUUAAUUGGAUAAAUAACACCCUCAGCACGUCUGUCCGCUGAACAUGUAUG